AUGGCGACAUCGGCGAGUCACGUCGCAGCUGCCGCACGCGUCAUCUUUAUUUACGGUGUGAAUCAUCACUCCACUUACUUGGUGGCGCUCAGCCGCGGUUUGGCCUAUUGUUCUACAAAGAUAUCAACGCACGACAUGGAAGGAGUGUACUUCUGGCGAGAGUCGGACCCCGAGCUGGGCUGGCUGUCGCAGUGGUAUUACUGCCCGUUUCGGGAUGACGAGAAUCCUGAAAGAAUCUACCCAACAGCAGAGCAUUACAUGAUGUACCAAAAAGCGAUCCUAUUUGACGACAAUGAGGUAGGCGAAGAGAUUCUCGCGGCGGGCCACCCCCGAGAGGUCAAGGCACUGGGCCGUAAAGUCAGAGGCUUCAGUGAGAAGAAGUGGGUAUACAACAGGGAGAAAAUUGUGCACAAGGGCAACAUAUUAAAAUUCACAACCGCCGUGACAGAGGAAGGUUUCGGCAAGGGCACUACGCAAGACUGCGCCCCGAUCGAGGGCUCGCUCAAAGAGAUGUUACUCGCGACAGGAACCAGGGAGCUAGUCGAGGCAAGCCCGCAGGAUCGCAUCUGGGGAGUCGGAUACGGUUCGAAGAAUGCACCGGUCAACCGUACGAAAUGGGGCAAGAAUCUGCUGGGCAAGGCGCUGAUGGAGGUAAGGGAUGUGUUGCGACAGUCAUGA
This is a messenger RNA of Cordyceps militaris CM01, 678 nucleotides long. RefSeq names its product protein T24A6.7. Bases 1 to 678 code for a protein of 225 amino acids. The record is from RefSeq and is a predicted model, not a curated record. NCBI's taxonomy places the organism in Eukaryota, Fungi, Ascomycota, Sordariomycetes, Hypocreales, Cordycipitaceae. The transcript is spliced from 3 exons.